Phyllostomus discolor (pale spear-nosed bat) is the source of this 1988-nucleotide messenger RNA. RefSeq names its product NADH:ubiquinone oxidoreductase complex assembly factor 5 (gene NDUFAF5). The coding region runs from base 53 to 1180 and encodes 375 amino acids. The record is from RefSeq and is a predicted model, not a curated record. NCBI's taxonomy places the organism in Eukaryota, Metazoa, Chordata, Mammalia, Chiroptera, Phyllostomidae. Gene Ontology annotation, biological process: mitochondrial respiratory chain complex I assembly. Gene Ontology annotation, cellular component: mitochondrion. The transcript has 12 exons. Gene Ontology annotation, molecular function: S-adenosylmethionine-dependent methyltransferase activity.
CGGUGGCGCAUGCGCACGGUAGCCACGCCAUCAAGAGCCCUCAAUCAGAAAGAUGCGACUGACCCGGCUUUGGCUCGAGUGGCGCCGACCUCCGGCGGUGAGGGUCCUGGGGAAGAACUUUGGAGUCAGAAAGGUUGCUUCUGGCGUUUCUUCGCCUGGCAGCGCCUCGCCCAGAGCCCUAAAUAUCUUCGACCGGGAUUUGAAGAGGAAACAGAAGAAUUGGGCGGCUCGGCAACCCGAUCCUAUGAAGUUUGACUACGUGAGGGAGGAGGUCGGCAGUCGGAUUGCAGAUCGUGUAUAUGACAUAGCCAGGGAUUUUCCCCUUGCUUUGGAUGUCGGUUGUGGAAGAGGUUAUAUAGCACAAUAUUUGAAUAAGGAAACUGUUGGAAAGUUUUUCCAAGCAGAUAUAGCAGAAAAUACUUUGAAAAAUACCUUAGAAACGGAAAUUCCUACUGUCACUGUUUUAGCUGAUGAAGAAUUCCUUCCUUUCAGAGAAAAUACAUUUGACCUGGUGGUUAGCAGUUUAAGUUUGCACUGGGUGAAUGACCUUCCUCGAGCACUUGAACAGAUUCAUUAUGUUUUAAAACCAGAUGGAGUUUUUAUUGGUGCAAUGUUUGGAGGCGACACUCUCUAUGAACUUCGGUGUUCACUACAGUUAGCAGAAACGGAAAGGGAAGGAGGAUUUUCUCCACACGUUUCUCCUUUCACUGCUGUCAAUGACCUAGGACAUUUGCUUGGGAAAGCUGGCUUUAAUACACUGACUGUGGAUACUGAUGAAAUUCAAGUUAACUAUCCUGGGAUGUUUGAAUUAAUGGAAGAUUUACAAGAAAAAUGUCGAUUUUAUACAACCAGUUGUAUAUCAGCAGUGAAUGCACGAAAAGUUUUGGAGGCUUUCACAGUAGUUUUAAGUGUAUUUUUAGGUAUGGGUGAGAGCAACUGCGCAUGGAAUAGAAAAGCUCUCCUGCACCGGGACACAAUGCUGGCAGCUGCAGCUGUGUAUAGAGAAAUGUACAGAAAUGAGGAUGGUUCAGUACCUGCCACAUAUCAGAUCUAUUACAUGAUAGGAUGGAAAUAUCAUGAUUCACAGGCAAGACCAGCUGCAAGAGGUUCUGCAACUGUGUCAUUUGGAGAGCUUGGAAAAAUAAACAAUCUUAUGUCACAGGGGAAAAAAUCACAAUAAAUAUUUUAUUUAACGUUAAUGUGGUCCAGAAUUUUUAUCAGAGAUGGGCAACUUUCAGAUCUAAAGUUAUUACAUGUUGGAGCAAGAAGCAAUGUAUUAGCUAUUUACUAACAGACUUAUCAAAUAAUUAGAGUAACCUAAAACUGUACUAUGUUUAGUAACCAUUUCAGUUUCACAUGGUUUCUGUUCCCAUAUAGACACUGUUAUCCAGUGAUUGAGUUGCCUUGUGUGCACAUUCAGCCCAAAAGCAAAAAGAUAUUUCUCUGAAAAACCCACAGAUAUGUUCACACAUACACAUGGCUGACAUGUUGGGAAAACAUUACACAUAUUGGGAAAACAUUACACAUUACACAUUAUUUCUGUAGGAGGACCACAGCAAUGGGGAUGAGGGGAGAGACAAGUUGGUAGGUUCCCUAGAGUUCUGGCUCACUUAGAAUAAAAAUAGACUUCGUAUAAUGACUAUUGUAAGAUACUUAAGCCAACAUUAUUUGUCACAUUGUUGUCUUUGUCAUGAAGAGAACAGAGGUUUAGGUACCCCUCCAGAGCUAUUAGGUAGUUUUUUACUUUGGAAGAAUGUGCACCUUUAUUGAAUUCUUCCUUAAUUUUUUUAAAGCACCAGAAUUCUAAUCAUAUUUCUUUUUUUACCUCCAGAACUUGGGUGGGACCCCCAUGGUCCCCCUUAGAAUAAUUAAGGUUGCAAAAUCACAUAUAAAACUGUCUACACAGUGAUGAAAAGUGCUGUUUGUUGUUUGACUUUCCUUUGUCACCUAGGGCCUUUGGCACUAUUAUUUUUAUCCAAGUCUACUAG